AUGGAGUCCGAACGCAAUAUGACAAAUAUGGACAACAAACCCUACAGCGAACAGACUGUCUACGGAGGCGGAUACUUUCCAGACGAACUUCCAACGCGACCUGCUCCUACACGGGCAGCUGCCAGAUGGACAAAGCUGCGUGGAUUCUUCACCUUCUCGCCGUAUUCCUACAACUUCAUCCAUACGCCGGAUGGGCAGGCGCGAGUUCGGCGUAUUGUCAUGAUUGUUAUUCUUGUGCUCCGCAGCGCCAUAUCCGCGUUGAGCAUUGUAUCAGCAGUAAUCAACCGCAACGUGGCCGGAAUCGUCAUCUACAGUCUUCUGGCGAUUUUGAGCUUGUGGUUCACGGCAACUUGUUUGGCAAUCAUUGGUAACGCCGCUGGAAAUCGAAACUAUUCUGGACAAGUCAUUAAACGCUGGUAUUUCGAUAUCUUCUUGGGAGUCUGUCUGCUUAUCCAUGCAGGACUGAUUGUCGCUUGGUGCUUCGGACUCACGGGCUGGGUCUUGGAGGUAGCGGGAAUUGGAAUGUGGCUCGCCAUUCUCGGAGUUGCUUUCAUAGCGGGAUGGGAGCCAAAGUCCUACUCAUUGGUAUGGGUCACUUGA
This is a messenger RNA of Cladophialophora psammophila CBS 110553, 600 nucleotides long. RefSeq lists its product as uncharacterized. The coding region runs from base 1 to 600 and encodes 199 amino acids. The transcript is spliced from 2 exons. The record is from RefSeq and is a predicted model, not a curated record. Lineage: Eukaryota; Fungi; Ascomycota; Eurotiomycetes; Chaetothyriales; Herpotrichiellaceae.